AAACUCCCUCAGCCAGGUGACUGGUGAAGAACAACACAACCACCUUCAAGACAGCACAACGUCACGCUUUAGCUAGGCUCGCAGCAACAACCCAAAAGGAAUUAUUGUUACACUUAAACUAAAUAUAGCCGCAUUUCAGAGUCAAUUUUCCGCUUCCGUGUAGCUUGCUAUAGCGGAGCGUGGAUAUCCAUGACACGGGCUUGUGACGUUCAUAAACCAAACACAAGAAGACCGCAGUAGUGGGACGUCGACUCUACAGUUUUAUUUUUUGUACCGGUAACGACGGUCAGUGUCGGUCAACAUGUCGGAGGCGACCGGGGAAAUGAAGCAGGCGAGCAAAGAGGUGAAAGAAAGCGAAAACGUCGCGGAGAAAUAUUCUGCCCUGACCGUGAGCAAGAACACCGAAAUGAACAUGGAAGAGCUCUCGUCCGCCUUUAGCGCGGUGCCUACCCACAAGCCGGUUAAGAAGCAAAUCCAGUUUGUGGAAGACAAGCAGGAGUUCAGCAGGUUCCCCACCAAAGCAGGCCGCCGUUCGCUGUCCCGCUCCAUCUCCCAGUCGUCCACGGACAGCUACAGCUCCGCCGCGUCUUACACCGACAGCUCGGACGACGAGACUUCCCCGCGGGACAAAACGCAGGUCAACUCCAAGGGCAGCAGCGACUUCUGCGUCAAGAACAUUAAACAAGCCGAGUUCGGGAGACGGGAGAUCGAGAUAGCGGAACAAGACAUGUCGGCGCUGCUGGCUCUCCGGAAGAGAGCGCAGAGUGAGAAACCGUUGGCAGGCGCCAAAAUUGUGGGCUGCACGCACAUCACCGCACAGACGGCGGUGCUGAUCGAGACUCUGGUGGCUCUCGGCGCACAGUGCCGCUGGACCGCCUGCAACAUUUACUCCACGCAGAACGAAGUGGCCGCUGCCCUGUCAGAGAUAGGUGUGGCUGUGUUCGCCUGGAAGGGGGAGUCUGAGGACGACUUCUGGUGGUGCAUCGAUCGCUGUGUCAACAACGAGGGAUGGCAGCCCAACAUGAUCCUGGAUGACGGAGGUGACCUGACGCACUGGAUGUACAAGAAAUACCCAAAUGUAUUCAAGAAGAUCCGAGGCAUCGUCGAGGAGAGCGUCACCGGGGUUCACAGGUUGUAUCAGCUCUCCAAAGCGGGCAAACUAUGCGUGCCGGCCAUGAACGUCAACGAUUCUGUCACAAAGCAGAAGUUUGACAACCUGUACUGCUGCAGAGAAUCCAUCUUGGACGGCUUGAAGAGAACCACAGAUGUCAUGUUUGGAGGCAAACAGGUGGUGGUGUGCGGCUACGGCGAGGUUGGGAAAGGUUGUUGCGCCGCGCUGAAAGCUCUGGGCGCCAUCGUCUACAUUACUGAGAUUGACCCCAUUUGUGCGCUACAAGCAUGCAUGGACGGAUUCAGGGUGGUGAAGCUGAACGAGGUCAUCCGCCAGGUUGAUAUCAUCAUCACGUGCACUGGAAACAAGAACGUGGUCACCAGGGACCAGCUGGACCGCAUGAAAAACGGCUCCAUUGUGUGCAACAUGGGUCACUCCAACACGGAGAUCGAUGUGGCAAGCCUUCGCACGCCCGAGCUGACUUGGGAGAGAGUGCGCUCCCAAGUGGAUCAUGUCAUUUGGCCUGACGGCAAGAGAGUCAUCCUGCUGGCUGAGGGACGUCUCCUCAACCUCAGCUGCUCUACCGUUCCCACCUUUGUCCUGUCCAUCACAGCAACCACCCAGGCCCUGGCCAUGAUCGAGCUGUACAACGCCCCCGAGGGACGAUACAAGCAGGACGUUUAUCUGCUUCCCAAGAAAAUGGACGAAUACGUGGCUAGCCUACAUCUGGCAACCUUUGACGCCCACCUGACCGAGCUCAGCGAUGAGCAGGCGAAAUAUUUGGGCCUCAAUAAGAACGGUCCUUUUAAACCCAACUACUACAGAUAUUAGUCUGCAAUAAGCCACGCCCACGUGUAGAGGACCACCACGUGUUGAGGACACAUCGGUGUAUCUCCUACUUGCUGUUCUUCUACUUAGCGUACGAGUGUGUCACAGUUCUAUUAGUCCGCCGUCGUCGCUACCACAACCAAUACACAAUCCCGUGUACUGCGUCCAUAUCAGCCAGCCACUUGGCAUACUUUUUGCAUCCAUAUCUUUUCCGAUGAUGUGCCAAAUAAGUGGAAGGGAAGGGUUUGGGAUUUUACAAUAUGUGGAUUCUCUUUGGUUUUACGCGACAAAAAUAAUCAAUUUUCUGGGAUGUGAAGCCAUCUUUCAAAACGUGACCGGACUUUACUCAUUUUAAAACGACUGAAUGGUUAAAAGUGAUGUGGACCAAACUGAUGCUUCUAAAUGAGCCAUAAAAUCAUUAAUUAAUUAAUUAAUUUAUUUUAUUAUUUUUUUAUUAUUUUUCAUUAUUUUUAUUUUUUGUAUUUGGAUUUUUUUCCUCCCCAAAUUUUACUCGUUAUUACACUUGUGGAUUUUUUGGUCCAAUUUUUUUAAAUUCUAUUUUUUAAUUAAAAAAAAAUAAUUUUAAUUUUUAAUUUUUUUAAAAUUUAUUUUUUUUCAAUUUUUAUGUUUUCCUCCAAAGAUUUUACUCAUGAUUAAAAAAAAUUCCUGUCCUGGUAGAAUUUUUUUGGUCCAAAAAUUUUUUCUUUUAAUUAGAUUUUUUUCAUUUUGAAAUUCCUAUAAAUUUAUUUUUUAGUCUUUUUUUUUCCCUACAAAAAUAGGCCUGUUUUUCCUGCAAAAAAAAUGAGUCUGCAAUAAUUCAUAAGUGUGUGAUAAUACAGGUAAAAUGUACAACGUGACUUGACGUGACGUCAGUGCAAGAUGGUGACUCAUCUCCUGUGUGAGGGGGGGAAAAAAGUAAAAAAAAAAAAAUUAUUUUUAAUAAAAAUGAACAUUUUUGUAGGCGUCUCUAGUACUCACAGUUUGCCAUUAACCCCAGCAAAGGGUGUGGAUCUACUAUAUUUUAUUAUUAAUUAUUAUACUAAUCACAUGUGUUAACUUAUUAUUAAAUUAAAUCAAUUGUUACUAAUUAAUACUGUAUUAAUUUGCUGGCCCUGUAAACUGAAUACAUUCCAAUGACGAGCUAGAGCAGGGGUGUCCAAACAUUUUUCAUAGAGGGCCACAUACUGAAAAAUGAUUUUUUUUUUUAUAUUUUGACUUUAUAUAGUAUAUUAUAUAUAUAUAAUAUUUAGACUUUAUUCCCGUACUUUUUUUUUACUUUAUUCUUAUAUUAUUAUGACUUUAUUCUCAUAAUGUUUUACUUAAUUCCUGUAAUAUUUUGACUUUAAUCUCAGAAUAUUUUGACUCUAUUCUCAUCAUAUUUUGACUUUAUUCUCAUCAUAUUUUGACUUUAUUUCUCAUCAUAUUUUGACUUUAUGCUCAUCAUAUUUUGACUUUAUUCUCAUCAUAUUUUGACUUUGUUCUCAAAAUAUUUUGACUUUAAUUUCAUGAUAUUUUGACUUUAUUCCUGUAAUAUUUUGACUUUAUGCUCAUCAUAUUUUGACUUUAUUCUCAAAAUAUUUUGACUUUAUUCUCAAAAUAUUUUGACUUUAUUCCCGUAAUAUUUUGACUUUAAUGUCAUGAUAUUUUGACUUUAUUCCCGUAAUAUUUUGACUUUAUGCUCAUCAUAUUUUGACUUUAUUCACGUAAUAUUUUCACUGUAUUCCCGUAAUAUUUUGACUUUAUUCUCAUCAUAUUUUGACUUUAUUCUUGCAAUGUCAUGACUUUUUCCUAUCAACCAAAUUUUCCUUUUGCCUUGUUUGAUUCUCAUAAUAUUACCACUUUUCAAAACAACAUAUUUUUUAUUUAAUAUUUCACCUAUAUGCUAUUAAAAGGACAUUAUUUUUCUUCAUGAGAUUAUGAGUUUAUUCUGGUAAAAUUGUGGCUUUUUUUCCUCAUGAAAACAAUUUUUUUUUUACUUUAUUCUCAUUUUUUCGUUUCCAACCAUUUCAACUUUCUCCUAGCAAAUUGUUUUCUCGUAGAUAUGAUCUCCAAAACAUUUUGAUUUUAUAUUUGUACCAUAACUUUUUCCACAACCAAAUUUUCCAAAAAAAAAGAACUUCAUUCAUUGUUUUAUUUGUUUCACUUAAUAUUUUUUGAUUUUGAAAAAAUAACAUCCAUUCAUUUUCUAUGCCACUGAUCCUAUAAAUAAAUUGUUUUCAUUGAAAUUUUCAAUUUUAUGGUACUUAAAUUGUGUUUUUAUUUUUUAGUCUCGUAAAAUUACAACAUUACAAAAUUACAAUUUUAAUAUUUGUAAUAUCUUUUUGUAAAAUUACUGCAAAUAUGUUAAUUUUGCUGUGUUUUUUUUUAGUUUUAUUAUUAAAUUCUAUUUUUAAAUUGUGCUACAAACACACUUUGGACACCCCUGAACUAGUGAGCGCUCCGACUCGUCUCUGCUGACGCCAAUGGGGUGAAUUUCCGACAAAGUGCGAUAUAGCAGUCAUGGAUCCACCUCAGGGUAUUCGGAUUUCAGCAUUGAUGUCAUUUUUGUUUUGUUUUUUUUCGCAAAAAAACACAACACAACACAGGCUUGUUAUUCGUGCAAUUAAUAUUAAUUAUUUUCACUUGUACUUGGGGUUUAAUGAAGGAGUACAUAUUGCAAUAUCUGCAGAAUACUGCCUUGGCUUAGAAGACAAUUUCAUCACCUUUAGCAUACGUGUAUUGAAAAAUAGCAUACAAGCCAAAGGUACACAAGGACACCGUUGUCACUGUAACCAUGGUUACUGGCCAGUUUUACAGUGCCUUGUGAAUCACUUAGUACAGUUUGUAUCAGCAAGUGCAUGCGUGUGUGUGCUUUUUUUCUCCGUUGUGAAUCCGCUAUGCAUUUUUCUUCUGUCCAAAGUAUUUGAUUGGUGGAGAGUCGUUACUAUUUUAUUCUCUUGACUA
Doryrhamphus excisus (bluestripe pipefish) is the source of this 4882-nucleotide messenger RNA. RefSeq names its product S-adenosylhomocysteine hydrolase-like protein 1. Gene Ontology annotation, cellular component: cytosol. The record is from RefSeq and is a predicted model, not a curated record. NCBI's taxonomy places the organism in Eukaryota, Metazoa, Chordata, Actinopteri, Syngnathiformes, Syngnathidae. Gene Ontology annotation, biological process: L-methionine cycle.